AUGAAGCCGGAUCGUGAUCACGAGGAGCAACCCCCAGGACGAAGCUGGAUCGCGAUCACGAGGAGCAACUAUCCUGGCCUCCUACGCCGCACCUCGUGCAUUCUACAUGAUGUCAGUCUGCUCUAUGCACCCAGACCCUCACGCCGUUCCGCGUCCUCGCGUCUGUCCUCUCUCGCUCCUCACCCCACCGUGACGCAUCCGGGUCCCUCGACUUGCUCCCUGCAACCACCCACAACGAGCUGCUACUCACCCUGGCGAUCGAUGCGACUGCGUCCUCCCGCCAUCGUCAUUCUGUGUCUCUCGCGCUCAUCUACUAGUAUUGUUUCGCGAUGGUCGCGCCCCGCAAGCCAUCGACAGUCUCGCUUUGUGGCCACAACGGUCGUCUCAGAUGCCCAGCGCUCCGUCGUUCGCAAACGCCCCCACGAGCACCCCGACCGCGACGGUCCGUCCUCCCUCACGCCGACGUCCGUCCGAGCAUGCGCAUCGCUCAUCGAACAAGACAAACCAAACGGCGCGUCUCUCCCCAUCUCGUACUCCCCACGCAAGCCAUCAGCACACAGCACAUGCACGCUGGCCACAGACGCGUGCGCAUUGCGCUAUCUCCAAGUCAACACCCGCGCCCACGGACCGUGCAUAGCCCAGCGGUGCACGGCGUGCAUCUCCUCCCCGGUGAGCCCUCUCUUUGCGGACCGCCACAUCGUCUUCCACACGGCCGACGUGCGCGGCUGCAUGCCGAGCGCAGACAGACGGUGCGUCUCUCGCCAUCUCGUAUCAACCAUCCUGGCCUCCUAUGCCGCGCACCUCGAGCCUCUACUCGACCACCUGCAACCCGAGCACACGACCUGUGGGUCGACCCUGACAUGCCUGCAAGCCCUCCGUGUACGGACCGGCCGCCUUGAUCAACCUUGUUACGACACGUUGGCCCAAGCCAACCGUGACCGACGCGGACCACCGGACUGCAAGACUCUCCGCACACUGAUAACGUCGUCCUACACGAACACUGACGCUUCGCAAGGCCAUAGCAACAGAUGGGAAGGAGGAAAAUAUAUUCGGUAG
This is a messenger RNA of Laetiporus sulphureus 93-53, 1056 nucleotides long. RefSeq lists its product as uncharacterized. The record is from RefSeq and is a predicted model, not a curated record. The transcript is spliced from 5 exons. The coding region runs from base 1 to 1056 and encodes 351 amino acids. Lineage: Eukaryota; Fungi; Basidiomycota; Agaricomycetes; Polyporales; Laetiporaceae.